Messenger RNA from Durio zibethinus, 1848 nucleotides. NCBI's taxonomy places the organism in Eukaryota, Viridiplantae, Streptophyta, Magnoliopsida, Malvales, Malvaceae. The record is from RefSeq and is a predicted model, not a curated record.
AUAGUUUGUUUCGAUACGCCUCUCUGUCUGUCUGUAUUCAAUUUAUUACAACUCCUACACUUAAGACUCGUUCUCUCAAUUUAGGAACUUCGGAAGCUAGAACGCAACCAGCUGUAAACAGAACAUUACUUGUUUUUUCUUCUCUCCCAGGAAAAUGAAAACAAUCUCCUGUGUUAUUUUCCCGAAUUAAGAGAAGCAAAAAAUCGAGAAGUUCUUGACCUUCUCGCUUCUCUUAUUUGCCUUCUUCACAUUUUCAUCAUCAGUUGAUUCAAAAGUGGUCUCCGUUGCUUGCCUUGGGUCAGUGUCAUUGUUUUGAUACAAUGGGGCGGAUUGGGAAUCUUGUUCAUGGGUUAAAGCCUCCAAUGCUCAUGGUGGUGGUUCAGGCAAUAUUUGCUGGGAUUAAUUUGAUGUAUAAAUUGGCAGCAAAUGAUGGGAUGAGCUUGAGGAUUAUCGUCGCUUAUAGAUUCAUGUUCGCCACAGUCGUUAUGGUCCCUCUUGCUGUCAUUCUUGAAAGGAAUUUAGUAUAUGAAAUCUUGAAUUCUUUAUCUUCAUAUAGGAAGAGCUUGAGAAAAAUUAAUCGAAUGGUACUAUUUCAAGCGUUUCUUUGUGGGUUACUUGGGGGAUCACUAGGUCAAAACUUGUACUUGCAAAGCUUGGUGUUUACAUCAGCAACAUUUGUUACUGCAAUGAUCAACCUGGCUCCAGCCAUGACUUUUAUUUUCGCCAUUUUUUUCAAGAUGGAGAAAUUGGCGAUAGGAACUGUCGCUGGAAAGGCAAAGGUGUUAGGGACAUUAAUAGGAAUAAGUGGAGCCAUGGUCUUCACGUUUUACAAAGGGAUAGACAUUAACAUAUGGUCAACAAAUGUAAACCUUUUACACCAUCAUCAGCAACCUGGAGUCCCAACUGGACCUUCAACACAUGACACUGGCAAGUUUAUUCUAGGUGCUUUCUUGGGCCUUUUGAGUUGCAUUUCUUUCGCUUUGUGGUUGAUCACUCAGGCUAAGAUGAGUAUUCAAUUCCCUUACCUUUAUUCAACCACUGCUUUAAUGUGCAUAAUGGGAUCAAUACAAGGCGCUGUUUUUGCCCUUUGCAUUGAAAGAGAUUGGAAUCAAUGGAAAUUAGGCUGGAAUGUUAGGCUUUUGGCUGUAGCUUACGCGGGAAUCAUGGGCUCUGCUUUAAUGGUCUUCUUGGUCUCAUGGGGUGUACACUUGAGAGGUCCCCUGUAUGCAUCUAUUUUCAAUCCUUUGGGGCUUGUCUUUGUUGCCAUUAUGGGUUCUCUGAUACUGGAUGAGAAACUGCAUUUAGGAAGCAUCAUAGGAGGAAUAUUGAUAAUAUGUGGAGUAUAUGUGGUGCUAUGGGGCAAAGCUAAAGAGAUGAAGCAGAAAACUCAAUUAGUACCAACACCAACAGCUGAUAAGGAAUCUGACCAUGAAACAGAAGAAGAUGAUCAAAAGGAGAAUAAGGAAAGGAUAGAAGCAGUUCCCCAGAUUACCAUCCUGCCUUGAAUUAUUUCUUUUUCUAACUUUAAUUGCCAUUAGUAGCUACCAGUUCAGCAAAUUUGGUGCAGUUGUUGCAGGAAAACACUCUAAAUUUCAUUCAAAUAUUUCGUAAUCCUGCUUUUCCUUUUUUGGUUAUCCUAUCAUUGCAUAGGAUAUAUAUAUAUAUAUAUAGAGAGAGAGAGAGAGAGAGUACUUUUACUAGGUUCAUAGAAUAUUAAAUCCUUUGAUUUGUUUUCAUUUGUACAAAUUUUGUACAAGCUUGAAACCAAAUAUUAAUCUAUUACAGUUAGCUUCAUCUAUGAAAUAUUUGAGAAUAGAAUUAUCCAUUUCUUUCUGUAACUUUAUAGAG